AUGUGGACUGUACAGAAAUACAAAUAUGUGAGUCCUCAUCAGGGAGAUAUGGAGACCAACUAUACACUCAUUUGGGAAGUUGAGUCAAUCUCUUUACUCGCCACUACCUUUGCCAUUGCCAACGCCAUCAACGUCGCCAUUUUCAUUGCCAUAAUGAUCACCAUCACCACAAUCAGCAUCACCACCAUCGCAAAUGCCAUCGUCAUCACCGUCGCCAUCGGCAUCGCCAUCACAAUCACCAUCAUCACCACGUCAUCGCCAUCGGACACCGACGAGGAGGACCAGAGGAUCACCUUCACGGUCCCCGGCACGACGUCGUCCACCAAGUACCACUCGAUGAGUCACACUUUCACGGACCUCGAGCCAGGGUCAGCCUACCACGCCCGUGUUGUGGCGAGGAACGAGUACGGACGAGGGGAAGCCAAUGAGUCUUUUGCCUUCACGACGUUAGAUUCUGCCGGCACAGACAGUCCCACAUACGCCCAACCGAGUGAGGAAGAAUCAGCCGAGGAAAAAAAAACAUUAGAAGACAACGUUUCAGAGGCGAUUGAAGACGUCGUUUCCAAAGAGAUCCAGAAGACGUCAGUAGCAGCCAGUGAAGCCCUAGUUAAUCAAACAAACUCAGAAGAUAUUUCAAGAAACGAAGUAUCUGUUGCAGAAAAAAACUGUGAUCCACGAUGACACAGCUGCGAAUGAACUGAGUCCAAAGGAUAGAAAGAUGCAGCUGAUGGCCCUCGUGACAGCAAUCAGCUUGUCAUCUUUUUUCUGAUAAUUUGCUAUGAGGU
This is a messenger RNA of Penaeus indicus, 785 nucleotides long. RefSeq lists its product as uncharacterized. The record is from RefSeq and is a predicted model, not a curated record. NCBI's taxonomy places the organism in Eukaryota, Metazoa, Arthropoda, Malacostraca, Decapoda, Penaeidae. The coding region runs from base 1 to 681 and encodes 226 amino acids. The transcript is spliced from 6 exons. Gene Ontology annotation, molecular function: protein binding.